Messenger RNA from Electrophorus electricus (electric eel), 1528 nucleotides. RefSeq names its product KIAA1191 ortholog. Gene Ontology annotation, cellular component: cytoplasm. The record is from RefSeq and is a predicted model, not a curated record. Lineage: Eukaryota; Metazoa; Chordata; Actinopteri; Gymnotiformes; Gymnotidae.
UCAGACCCAGGCUGCCAUUCGGUUGGAUCUUCUUAACAUUUUGCCCAUUUUCACCCAAGACGGACUCUGUCUGUAGUGGCCAUGGUGUCCAGACGUGGAGACAUUCCAGCCCUGGAGGCGGGCUCUGGAAUGAACGAGGGUCUGCUGGGCGGCAUGUCCCUCCCUGUCGGGAUGACCCGCCGCGCUAUCAGCUACGAUGACAACCUGGAGCGGCCCAUUUCCCCUCCCCCAACCGACAUCAACAUCACCAACCUGUGGAGGAGGCCCGUCAUUCCCGAGAGGAAGUUCUCCAGACUGGCUGAGGAGGAGGAAUUGGAGACUGCAGUAAAGAGCACCACGGCCCACGAACCCUCCCAGCCACCGGUUCCUGUGGUGAAGGCCAAAGCGUCCUCGGUCCUGAAGAACUCCCUCAUCAUCAAGAAAACGCAGGAGAACAUGCAGAGCUUUGAGAAGAGGGCGGGGCUCACAGACGCGGGCUACACGCCGCACAAAGGCCUGGCUGCGGAGGAAACUCGCUACCACCGAAUGGCCGAGGCGAUGCAGAAAUUGCACAUCCAAAGUGUCGACAUCAAGGAGGAGAAGCAGUCCUCUUCUACUCAGUCAACCCCAUCCGGAACGCCUCAGUCAUCCCCCAAACAGAGGCGCAGAAGCUGGUUUAGCAGUCAGGGUUCUAUGGCCUCCAUCACAGGCUCGGAGCUCACCUCCAGCUCCAGUUUGGAUUUGGGAGUGGGCGAGGGUGCUAUGGAGCGCUGGAGCACUUUUGGGCCCAGGUCUCACAUCCACAAGUCCCUCACUGAGCCCAGUGCAGACCCAGGAGCUGCAGGGGGCUUUGCCCUGCAGGCUUACAAAGGUGCCCAGAAGCCCACGCCCAUGGAGGUCAUGAAGGCGCAGGCCACCCGGCUGGCCGAGGACCCCACCACGUUCAAAGCCCCUCCCAAGAUGGAGAUCCCCAGCGUGGAGGUCAAGCAGCAGAUGACGCGGCCCCACAAGCUCAAACACCGCGACAUGAACGUGCUGACCCCCUCAGGAUUCUGAGACCCCGCCUCUGCAGGCCACCUUGCCGCUUGGCCCCGCCCCCUGCACUUCUUUACUUUUUAGCAUGUCUAGGUUAAAUUGCGUCUCAGCUACAUUUCCCCAUGUAUGUAUGUGUCUUUUGACCCAUAGCAGUGUUAAAUUGCCUCUCAUUAUACAAACAGCUAGACAAUCUGGCUUUGUUUUUGUUUUUAAUCUUUCUUUACAUUUUAAGUAGUGCAGCUGGGGGGUUGGUAUAGGAGUGUCUUACUGCUGUUCUAUUCAGUCACCAUGUUGGCUACUGUAUAACCUUGUUCUGUAGUCUUAAGUGUCUCUGAUAACCUGCACUGGGAAUCUUAGUUACUAUUUCAGAGUAUGAGAUGUAAAGUAUCCUUGAUACUGCAAGAACACAUUCUUAUAAACUACAACAUUUAGUCUUGGUUCGCUACAGUUUUAAUUUUAGUAUUUAAUGUAGCAAUUCUGCACAGAAGGUUGGUUCUAUUUUUAUGUUAAAUUU